AUGUUGAAACUUGGAGCCCGGUCGCUGCGCCUCCGCCCGCUUCGUGCAUUUUCACCUUUUGUGCGCUUUAACUCGACUUCCGAAGCUCAAAACUCUGUGGUGUCGGAGAUCAAGACGUCUUUGCCUAGCUUUGAGAAUACCUCGUUGCCGGAGACACUCAUGACGUCGGACCAAAUCGGCUAUUUGCAGUCGAUUGGGCUUGCUGACGGAUAUGGGCCCACAGCACUUAUCGAGCGCAUGCUAGAGUAUACCCAUGUCUAUUCGGGCUUGCCUUGGUGGGGCACCAUUAUCGCGGGAACGUUUAUUGCCAGAGCGUUCAUGUUCCCACUUUAUGUCAAGUCAUCGGCCAACAUGGCCAAAAUGGCUCGUGUCAAGCCCGAGUUAGACCAGCUCAUGAACGACAUCAAAACCGGUGAUAAUGAAGACAGAAUGUUGGCUAUGCGUAAGCGUACUAAGCUCUACAAAGAGAACGGCAUCAAAACCGCCCAUUCUUUGUUGCCCAUGGCUCAGUUGCCUCUCGCAUACGGUUUCUUCCAGGCCACACGGAAAAUGGCUGCGUAUCCCGUUGAAGGAUUUUCUACCCAGGGUGCCUACUGGUUCCAAGAUUUGACCCAGGUCGAUCCAUACUUGGGAUUGCAAAUCUUGACUGCUUUGGUGGUGACAGGAAUGAUGCGUUCGGGUGGUGAGACAGGUGCGCAGGCCAUGAAUCCCAUGAUGAAGAAGGUCAUGACUUGGUUGCCGUUUGCUUCCAUUUUGAUCACCCAGAGCAUGUCAUCUGCUGUGGUGCUCUAUUUUGCCGCAAACUCUGUAUUUUCCUUUUUCCAGUCGCUUGUUUUAAAGAACAAGUACUUCCGUAAGUUUGCUGGUAUUCCACCAAUUGUUAAACCAGUGGUGGUUCCUGGUGCAAAAGCCCCACCUGCAACUCUUGGUGAAUGGUGGAAUGACUUCAACUCCAGAAUGAAGCAGCAAAGCCACACGAAAAUGGCAAAGACAAACAAGCAGUUGGAGGCAAUCGAAAAGAGACGCGAUGCCGCUAACGAAGGUUUCAUUAAGAGACAUUGA
Messenger RNA from Clavispora lusitaniae ATCC 42720, 1062 nucleotides. RefSeq names its product membrane insertase. Gene Ontology annotation, biological process: protein insertion into mitochondrial inner membrane from matrix. NCBI's taxonomy places the organism in Eukaryota, Fungi, Ascomycota, Pichiomycetes, Serinales, Metschnikowiaceae. Gene Ontology annotation, molecular function: membrane insertase activity. Gene Ontology annotation, cellular component: mitochondrial inner membrane. The record is from RefSeq and is a predicted model, not a curated record.